Lodderomyces oxycetoniae is the source of this 3480-nucleotide messenger RNA. RefSeq lists its product as uncharacterized. Bases 1 to 3480 code for a protein of 1159 amino acids. The transcript has a single exon. The record is from RefSeq and is a predicted model, not a curated record. NCBI's taxonomy places the organism in Eukaryota, Fungi, Ascomycota, Pichiomycetes, Serinales, Debaryomycetaceae.
AUGCUUUUUCACUUUGCUGGUUAUGUGGUGUUAAUUGGCCAAGUUGUGAACGAUGCGUACACGACAGUACUGAAUGCAAUAACUACUGGAUCGGCCUACAAUACAGAGAAUUCUGUUAUACUUGAGAAAGGAAAUAUACUAAAAGUAUCCGACUCAACUGGUUUUACAAUUGCUGAUACUUUGUCAAUUGCACAAUCGGCGUCAUUCUUAGUCUUUAACCGAACUCCCUUUAGCAGCAUACGUGUGGGGACAUCUAUAGCUGGAUCCACUUUAAGAAACAAUGGCCUUAUCCAAUUUGAGAGUAGAAAUGUUAAUUCUAAUAAUAAUUCUGAUAAUGAGUACAUAAUUGCAAUGGAUACUUUUGAAAAUCAGGGUGACAUGUUCUUUCUAGCUGAUGCUAAAUCAGCAAAGCUCUCUGUCUCAAUGACUGCUCGAUCAUGGACAAAUUAUGGACAGCUUUAUUUUGAAAAGAAACUACCUGGUUUGGCUAUGGUUGAAAUGACGGAGUCAGAUAGCGUAGCCUACAAUCGUGGGACAAUGUGUCUUACGAAUACACAGAUCAAUGAGUGGAUGCCUGUAGGUGGUGAUGGCUGUGUGGUUUUUUAUAAUUCAAUACUUAUGUCACUAGCGACAACUGCUUCAUCUCAAACCCGAGUAGCUUAUAUGGCACAAGCUGGCACCAUUCUUGAGAGAGCGCUAGUAAACACAUAUUGGGAUGUCUUCAAUUUUGCCCAAGGACUGGCGCUUGGUAUAAUGAGUUCUAUUGAGCGUUCUGGAUCAACUAAUUAUUGGUCCUAUAAUGUGAUUUUAGGAACAUUAACUCUCAUGGAUAGAUACACUGGUAAAACAGCAAGUUUUGAUAUUGGAACGGGAUACGAUUCUAACAAGUUUCGUAUUAUUGAUCUAGGUGGAUAUUCGAGUAAUGCUUUAACGUACGAUGGUAGUGUCCCCUUUCAACUAAUAAGCUUUAGAGUUCGUCCAAGCACUUGUGAUCGAUGCCUGACGAAAAAUGUCAUAUCAGUUGUCGACCCUAUAGUUUCAGUUAAUACUAAAAGUCCAGACUAUGCAAUAAUCAGAACAAGUGUAUUUAAUAGUGGCUGGACUACAGUCACUUCAUAUAUUGCAGAUAAACAAACUACAACUGUUGAGCGCGAUGAUGUUACAGCAACAACAACAGAAACACAGGUACUCUAUUUGACAGUUAUUAGCAGUGCUAUUGAAACAAAAACUUCCCUUCACAUCCCUACUUCACAGGCAUAUCUCACAACCUACACCACCAAUUUUGAUGGCUCUAACACUAUUGUUACCGCUUUCUAUGAGGAAAAAACCAUUGAUAAUGGCCAUUGGACUUCUGAUACACAUACGCAGUUGAUUGAAGUACGGACAAGUGCCAAAAGAACCACUACCACAAGUUCUAGGACCACUAUCACAAAAGAUGUGCAGCUAAUCAUCUACGACUAUGGGACAGCGACAUACACAGUCACCGGACAAACUUUACCUGAUCCAGUUGCAUAUACUGAGACUAUAACCACAGAUGAAGGAAAAGGUACAUACACCGGUAUUGUCAAGGUCACCUCAGAUGAAGAGAAUUGGUGGCAUACGACGACGGAGAUGGUUCCGAGACUGACGUAUACAUCCACUUUCACUAGUAUCAAUGAGGAAGGUGUCACAAACACUGCUAUUGUUACAGCAGUUACCGAUGAGUUUGGAGAGUGGGUCACCCACACGUCGUACCACAUUCCUGUUUCAGAAACGUAUCUUGAAGUGUCAAAGAGCAGAAAUGAAGCAGGUGAUACUAUUAGAUGGACCGAUUUGGUUGAGAUCAAGACUGAAGAUGGUGGAGAAUGGGUGACAUUGACGUAUACAGAGCUUAUGGAAACUACUACGUUCACCACCAGAGUGGUUACCGAGAUUGAAGAAACGAUGCAAACUAAGGAUGCAGAGAUUUCCGGAUACUAUUUUGAAGAGUUUGGAAUGUUUUAUGAAACAAAGUUGUUAGCCGAUCCAGUUGCAUAUACUGAGACUAUAACCACAGAUGAAGGAAAAGGUACAUACACCGGUAUUGUCAAGGUCACCUCAGAUGAAGAGAAUUGGUGGCAUACGACGACGGAGAUGGUUCCGAGACUGACGUAUACAUCCACUUUCACUAGUAUCAAUGAGGAAGGUGUCACAAACACUGCUAUUGUUACAGCAGUUACCGAUGAGUUUGGAGAGUGGGUCACCCACACGUCGUACCACAAUUUUGAUGAGUCAAUUAUGGUCACAGAAGAAUGGACGACAUUAAUGAGAGAUACCGAAAUGUUUGGGGGUAACAUAUCAAAUGUAUCUUUAGUUGUAAUUUCUUUUUCUGAAUUUUCAACUUUUGCAGGUAAAGAGUCAACAGUUACAGAAGUAUCAUCAGUAUUGAGUAGUGAAGAGUAUGCUUCAACCGAAAAGCUAAUACUGUCAUUGGAAAAAAGCAUAACCGAUAAUUCGUCUGUAAUUUUGGAAACAAUGUCAAUGGAAGUCACAACUAACAGUGUUGCCCAAGGCUCCAAAACACAAUAUAUAAAUUCCCUGAUGGAAACUUUGCACUUUUCAACAAUGCUUACAACUUGUAUUGAAGAUGGGGUGACAAAGACUGCUAUUGUUGAAGUUGAGAGAGAUGCACAAUCCCAACAAAUUACACGAACUUCAUAUUUUCCACAUUUUUACGUCAAAACUCAAGUGACUACGACUGAAAUAGAUGGAACAAUGCAGGCACAAGUUCUUGCAAUUAAUUUAUCCGGUAUUGGAAAUGUUGAAGAGGCCAUAAUGACAAAAACAAUCGAAAUCUCUGUUAUUUCAUACGACAAUCGAAUACCCCCUAGUAUUGCUGGUACUGAAAAAAAAACAGUAUAUUGGAAUUCUAGUUUAACAUCUGAUGCCACAAAUUAUAAUUACUUGAAAGUGUUGACAGAAAUUGAAAGUUCAAAUACGAAAGAUGAAACAAAGGUGAAAAAGAAAACCUCAAUACUAGCGGCAGCAGUGACUGCAAGUGGUAAUAUUGAUGAAACUGAUGCUAUCGACAAAACUGAUGCUAUUGACAAAACUGACACUAUCGACAAAACUGAUGCAAUUGACAAAACUGAUGCUAUCGACAAAACUGAUGCUAUCGACAAAACUGAUGCUACUGAUGAAGCUGGUGCUAUCGACAAAACUGAUGCUAUUGACAAAACUGACACUAUCGACAAAACUGAUGCUAUUGACAAAACUGAUGCUAUGGGUAUAACAGGUGUGACUAAUUUGGGAAGGGUAAACACAUUAGAAGUUAAUAUUGAUGAUGCAUUUUCCUCCUAUAUGAGUAAAGGGAUGAAAGAUGAUACUUUUGAAUAUUCCACAAUUGCAACAUCUACAAUGUCUAAUUCUGCAACUUGGGAGUUUGAUAACGGAAUUACAAAUUUGAAAAAGUAUAUGCCUCAUUUAGGUAUAUCAGUAUUUAUAUGUAUUAUGUUGAUGUAA